AUGGCAUGGGAACCUGCUGGCGAUGCCGAACACUUCCUCCUGGGUCUUUUCAAGAAGCGCCCUGACCGGCACCGCGAUGCAUUGCGCUUCAUUUACGAGAUGGAGGUGAUCAUCAGGGGUGCCGGUGGAAAAGUUUGUGUACGGACCGACAAGCCAGAUCUCUGGGACAUCAUGGAUGGAAGGGAUCAUUUUGCCGAGCCCAACCAUCUCAACCCGGCCAUUUUUGACUGCGAUACCAUCCUCCUGGCUGGCUUCAAAGACUUGGAAGAGGUGCAUUCCUGGUGGGCAUCCGAUGAGGUCUUUGAGCUCAUGAAGAACAGGGAUGUAGUCAUGGAGAAGAUGAGUCUCCAUACCAUCGAUGGUUUGGUCUCCUCUUUCGAGGGCACUAAGAAGCGAGCCACCCUAGGUGACAAGCUGCUCUUGUUGGAGAUAGUGCAGAUGGACUCCUUCAAGCCGAUGCAACGAUAUGUCGACUCGUACAAGAGUAAAGCCAUCAAGGCCCCUAAAGAUAUCGGCGCCAUGUGCAAUCUUCUCUUCGCAGAAGGAAUAAGUGGAGUGCUGAUCAACGAGUUCCCAGUGCAGGUUGCUUGUGCCUCCUGCUGGCGAACAAGAUCUGACUUGCUCUCAUGGUAUGAAGCCCCUGGCUACCAGAAAGAGCUGCUGCCCCUGAGGUACUCCUCGGCUCGGUGUCUCACAGUGGUUCUUCCCAUGUGGGAGGAGAAGAAGGAGACAUUCGAUGCGACAAGGCGAAGAGGUUCUGUGGCUGCCGGGCUGAAGCUGAGAAGUUUAAAUAUCUAA
This is a messenger RNA of Cladocopium goreaui, 798 nucleotides long. NCBI's taxonomy places the organism in Eukaryota, Dinophyceae, Suessiales, Symbiodiniaceae. The record is from the annotation of a GenBank genome assembly.